AUGGGUUGUUCAUUGACAUCCAAACAUAAAACUGAUAAGCUUCAAUCUAUUUAGUUGGCUUCUCAGAUAACUUCAAAACAAAUUGAGGAUGAUUAGGUUGAAAGAGAAAUUUUUAAUCAUUUUUGUUUAGAAAAAUACAAAAUUUAAAAGAAUCCUAUAGUUUAAAGAAGAGCUCAUUCUACAACGCCAAGUUUAAUGAAUGUUUAGAAUAAAGUGGAAGCUCAGAAUUCAUAUGUUUAAAGAUAAUUCUCUUGA
Molecule: messenger RNA, 255 nt
Organism: Paramecium pentaurelia
Lineage: Eukaryota; Ciliophora; Oligohymenophorea; Peniculida; Parameciidae
Source: the annotation of a GenBank genome assembly